UUAUAGUCUGAAGAAAUGCCAAAGAAUAUUUGUAAGGUCUGUGAGAACGUGUGCAUCAGUUUCAUCAACUUCCAAGAGAGUUUCUGGAAGAAUGAAAAGUUGUUGCUGGAGAUUAUCAAUAAUUCAAAACUGAAAAUCAAGGAAGAGGUGAAUCUUAAAGAAGCUAGCAUAUCAAACGAUUCUCACAUCUAUAAAUGCAACAGUUGCAAUGAUGAAUUUGGCAGCAAGAAUGAGUUGACUGAUCACAGGCGCAUUUCUAAGCACAGCAGCAAAUCAAAUCCUUGUCAAGAAUGUGGAAAGGUUUUCAGCAGUAGUAAGUUGACGCAACACAUGAGGACGCACACAAAAGAGAAACCAUACGUCUGUAACAUCUGUAAACAAGGUUUUUCCAUGAGCGGUAAUUUGAAAAGGCAUAUGAUGACGCACACUGGAGAAAGGCCGCACGUUUGCGAGAUGUGCGGUAAAGGCUUCAUUCAAUCAACAUCUUUAAUAAACCACAGGAAGACGCAUUUAAGUAUACCGAAAGUCAACGUACAGACUUGCAGUUAUGACUGCAGGUAUUGUGGUAGAAGCUUUAAACGUCUGGCGAGGUACAACACUCAUCAAAGGAAACACUUUUCGGAGAAUGGUCGCGUGGCUGCGGUUAAAAUUGAUGAGCCAAAACCUAUUCCUAUGCCGGAGUAUAUCUGUGACAUUUGCAAGAGGUGUUAUAAGACUAAGAAUCUACUGAAAGCGCAUCAACUCACGCACGGCGAGAAGGCUUUCUUGUGUUCGGAUUGCGGCAAGCGGUUUUUCACCAAAGCAGCAUUGGAAUCACAUUUAAAAGUUCAUACUGGCGAAAAGCCUCAUACCUGUAACGUGUGUCAAAAGUCCUUCGCACACGUUGGAAGCUUCGAAACGCAUAUGCUUAUACAUCUAGGAGUAAAGCCUCAUACCUGUAAGCAAUGCUCCAAAGUGUUCACGCAGUUGUCACAUUUGAAGUACCACCUUCGUACUCACAGUGGAGAACGUCCAUAUAUUUGCUCUUUGUGUGGUAAAAGCUUUGCUCUGAAAGGGAAUUUGACUGUGCACACUAGGAUACAUACAGGAGAAACACCGUAUACUUGCGACGUUUGCGGGAAAGGCUUCUACGAUUCUAGCAGCAUGAAGAAGCACAGCCGGAGCCACGAUAUUGUUCUGAUUUCUGCUAACAAAGAUUCAUUACCAUCUGCCGCUACCAGUGUUUAAAAUAAUAUAACAAUUCUUUAUUUUAUUGUUUGUGAUAUAUUUACUGACAA
Molecule: messenger RNA, 1277 nt
Organism: Nicrophorus vespilloides
Lineage: Eukaryota; Metazoa; Arthropoda; Insecta; Coleoptera; Silphidae
Product: gastrula zinc finger protein XlCGF57.1-like
Exons: 2
Coding region: 16-1227 (403 amino acids)
Biological process (GO): regulation of transcription by RNA polymerase II
Molecular function (GO): RNA polymerase II cis-regulatory region sequence-specific DNA binding; DNA-binding transcription factor activity
Source: RefSeq, a predicted model, not a curated record